GUGGCUCAAGCCCUGAAUGACCGGGCCCGAUCGAUCUGGGCGCUGGACGCGAUCCGAAUGCGUGAUCUGCGACAGGGCUGCAGUGUAUGCAGUGCUGCCCACGUCGAGCUCGAAAGGCCGAGAGGCCCAUGAGUUUCGACGCAGAGAUUCGCGAUGGUGCCGGCGGCACCGCCAAGAACCGUGAUGACAGCUGCGGGAUUGGUGCCUCCUCCAUAUCCACGGAGCUUGAGGAGCGAAGUGUGGAGUCGGAUCAAUCACCACAGCCGCGCUUUGAGUCUCGCCCAUUGAGCGACGAAGAGCGGAGGCAAGCUUGGCAGAAUGCCAACUUUUUCGAUGCCACGGAGCAGGCGCAGCCUCUAGCUCUGUGGAUCCUCGGCCCGUCCUCAGUGGGCAAGUCCACCAUAACGGUAGAUGCGGCCCCCAUGUACAGCAUCCCCCGCUGCCCCACAUCCGAUGAUCGGAGGCGCCAACUCGAUGCUGUCACCAUCGACGGCGAGUUCAUGCGGGACGCCCACGGGCUAUGGAAAGAGUGGGUCCAAACCGAUGAUUGGCGCUCAGCCUACCCAGCGCUGAAAGCCGUCAUCAACAAAGAGAAGGAUGACGGGAUGUGUCUCGAGGCAGUGCGGCGCCGGAAGAACUUGAUUAUCCCUCAGACUGCCCUCAAGUUGCCUAAGGCAAUGUCAGAGAUGGAGGACAUGAUGAAAAGCGGUUAUACAGUUCACGUCCUUGCAGUUGUUGCGCCGCUGGCUGAAUGCCAAAGGAGGGGGCGAAAGCGGGAGCAGCAAACUGGGAAGCGGUACCAGCCUUCGGAGUUCCAGAAAUCAAUCGAUGCUAUCCCUGCACUGGUUGCCAUCAGCAACGGGAAGUACGCCAUUGUUCGUGCGCUCGAGCGCGAGGGCGCCUCCCAUGGCAUGGACUUCGAGCUGCUGCGCGAGGGCUACGGCGGCGCAGCCGCAAGUGGCUUGAGCGCACCUACAGCGCCGCUGCCAGAGAUGAUUGAGGCGGUCAUCAGCAAGGCGGUGGAACCAGCUGCCUGUGAUUAAGCAAAGGCGGCAUUUUUCCAAGGGUUUCACACCUGAAUUAGAAUCUGCCAAGGACGCAUGUUCCUUGUCGUCAGGAAAGGUACAGAGAAAUCCACUGAUCAUAGAUCAGGAUAUAUGC
Effrenium voratum is the source of this 1161-nucleotide messenger RNA. The record is from the annotation of a GenBank genome assembly. Lineage: Eukaryota; Dinophyceae; Suessiales; Symbiodiniaceae.